AUGGUCGUUACCUCUGAUGGUCCAAAGCUUCCCUCUGUGUCAGUGAGUCCCUCUGCUGAGAUAGAGGAGGGCAGUUCAGUGACUCUGAGCUGUAGCAGUGAUGCUAACCCAGCAGCUAACUAUACCUGGUACAAGGAGAAUGGGAACCUCAAACCUCUUAGUGAAGAUCCACAGCUCGUCUUCAGCUCCCUCCGGUCCUCUGACUCUGGACAGUAUCAGUGCAGAGCUCAGAACAAGCUGGGGAUGAAGACGUCUAAAAGCAUCUCUAUUGAUGUGAAAUAUGGUCCAAAGCUUCCCUCUGUGUCAGUGAGUCCCUCUGCUGAGAUAGAGGAGGGCCGUUCAGUGACUCUGAGCUGUAGCAGUGAUGCUAACCCAGCAGCUACGUAUACCUGGUACAAGGAGAAGCAACAACUGCUUCAGGGAACAGAAGGGAGUUAUCACUUCACCUCCAUCAGCUCUGAGGACAGAGGGAUCUACUACUGCAAGUCUGAGAAUCAACAUGGACACAUCAUGUCAUCGUCUCUCUCAGUAGAUGUCCAGUAUGGUCCAAAGCUUCCCUCUGUGUCAGUGAGUCCCUCUGCUGAGAUAGAGGAGGGCAGUUCAGUGACUCUGAGCUGUAGCAGUGAUGCUAACCCAGCAGCUAACUAUACCUGGUACAAGGGGAACCAAACACUGCUUCAGGGACUGAAAGACACAUAUCACUUCACCUCCAUCAGCUCUGAGGACAGAGGGAUCUACUACUGCAAGUCUGAGAAUAAGUACAGCCAGAUCAACUCCACAUCAGUACACAUAGAUGUCCAGUAUGGUCCAAAGCUUCCCUCUGUGUCAGUGAGUCCCUCUGCUGAGAUAGAGGAGGGCAGUUCAGUGACUCUGACCUGUAGCAGUGAUGCUAACCCAGCAGCUAACUAUACCUGGUACAAGGAGGAUGAAGACUCACCAAAAGCAUCAGGACAGAUCUUCACCAUCACUGACUUUAGAUCUGAACACAGCGGGAAUUAUUACUGUGUAGCUCAGAACAGCAGAGGACGUCGUGACUCCACCUUACACCUGACUGUGGUUUCAGGUUCAAUGACAUCAGUAGCUGUUGGAUCAAUCACUGCUAUUUCUCUGGGUAUCAUAUUCCUCUCUGCCUUCCUGUUGUUCAGAAGAAAGAGGACAUCGAAGCAAACCACCGAGCCUGGAGAGAGACCGGACAACAGAGCCCAGAUAAACUCGGUGAGUGACAGCCCUUCAGCUGCAGCACAGAAAACACCAGCAGAGCAGGAGCAGGAGCUUUGCUAUGCCACCGUGAACUUCUCCAAGAACCAGGAAGACCCUCUCUACUCCAACAUCAGGCUGCACAGACACCAGGAAGACCCUCUCUACUCCAACAUCAGGCUGCACAGACACCAGGAAGAGGAGGAUGUGGACUACACCACUGUCCAAUUUAAGAGUGCCAGUGCCGCCACAGAAUCAAGAAGUCAAAAGGCUGCGGAGGAUUCAUCUGCAGUGUACAGCACAGUCAGCAAAAAACCAAGAAUGUGAACACAACAUACAUGUGUGGCUUUUACCACUGUGGUUAAACUGUGUAAUACUAGGCCUGAGUUCAUCUACUGUAUCAACCAUUGUUAUGACAUCCAGCGCGUUUCUCCAGAGUAUUAUUGUUAGCUAACGUGUGGU
Molecule: messenger RNA, 1659 nt
Organism: Cottoperca gobio
Lineage: Eukaryota; Metazoa; Chordata; Actinopteri; Perciformes; Bovichtidae
Product: carcinoembryonic antigen-related cell adhesion molecule 5-like
Exons: 9
Coding region: 1-1524 (507 amino acids)
Source: RefSeq, a predicted model, not a curated record